AUGAUGCAGGGGCCAGUGAUGUACAAGGGAGCGAAGUCCCUGGACCCAGACAGAAAGAAAUCCCUCGAGGAGGCCCUGCAGUGGCUGGACUCCUUCAUCCAGUCCUCGGGAGGAUGCUGCGCGGCGGAUCACCUCACCAUCGCCGAUUAUGCCAUCUUCCCGGUGUUGAACUGCAUCCAGGCCAUGGAAGUCGCAGACCUGUCGGCCUUCGGGAACAUCGCGGACUGGAUGGAGAAAUGCAAGGCGGAGAUGAAGGGCUACGAGGAGAUCGAGGAGAAGGUCCUGCCGGCCAUCAAGCAGGGAUUCCUCUUCCAACUCGGCUGAAGCAACCGCCGACCCCACUCACAUCCCCGAAUAUAUCUGAUCCCAAUAUUGAAAAAAAGGGAAAAUACAGAAC
This is a messenger RNA of Darwinula stevensoni, 397 nucleotides long. The record is from the annotation of a GenBank genome assembly. Lineage: Eukaryota; Metazoa; Arthropoda; Ostracoda; Podocopida; Darwinulidae.